CGUGGUUCGUAUAAUCUGUUUCAUUGCAUUUAUUUGGAAAAUCAUUUACAAACUACAAUGUUAAAUAUUGAUAUGUAUGCUGCUGUUCAGACUGCAAUUUCGCAAGAGAAUGAUAAAUCACUGAAUGAAUUGAAAUUGCGUUUGAAUGAGGAAUAUUGUGGGGCGACUAAAAUGCCGAGAGCGUAAUUUUUAUCAUUGCUUUUGAAAGGCGAAACAUCAUUGAGCAGAGAGUGCGUAAGCAACACGAGGACAAAGGAAAUGUAUGCAUGGCCUUAAGAUAAGAAGUAUCUGGCAACUGUCUCUACAGUUCAGUGUCAUUGCUUUUGGCAGGUGAUAACAGAUUAUUGCAUAUUUUGAGGCAGUUAACAUCACUUGAGCUGUUUUUGAAUGCUACUUUUUACUGCCAACAUCCUUUAUUUUCCUCAAUUGUUGAACAGCAUAAAGAAUUCAACAACACCUCAAAGAAUAUUUUACCUUUGACAGUAUCUCAAGACUGUCUAGAUUCUGGUUUUGUAGGUGUUGAUCUUGUCAAAAAGGAGGCCUUUUUGAAUUGUCAUGACCAAAAGUGGUCAUCAUUUCUAUGCAUUUUAGCUCUUUCUUCUGUGUUGGAGACAAAAAUUUUUACCCAGGUGUGGAGAGAGCCGGCCUAAAUCAAUAUUCAACUCUCUCGUUUGUCCAAGAAGAAUAGUUAAAGAAUCAGCCGAUGCAAUUCAUCUUUUGUUUUGUUAUAAAGGGGUAGUUAAAUCAGAUCAAUGUUUCCAACCUAAUCAUUUUAUUCCUCUAGUUUUUUUCCUAGCAAAACUAAAAGGACAAUUUCUGGUCCAACAUGCCCAGUGCCUUCUAAAAAAGCAAAAGCAGAAAAAAAGUCUGGGAAUAUCAGUAAGUUUUUUUCAAAAAUGGAAAAACCAAAUCAUUACAAGUGAGGUUUCUUGUACCAGGGUUUCUGAACAAACCAUUGAAGAUUUACAGGUAAAGCCUAACUUUGGUCACAAUUUUGAUGUAGCUACUUACUACGAAAGAGCUAAAGGUUUGAAAAUGUCUGAUAUUUGUUUGCUUAUUAAAAAUGUUUUUAAACCAGAUGAAAAUUACACUUUUCCUCCUUUAAGUGAGAACAAUAAAAGGUCUUUUAAAUAUGAAUGGCUCAAAGAUUUUACCUGGCUGUGUUAUUCACCAAAGGAAGAUGGUGCUUAUUGCUUAUCAUGUGUUCUUUUUGGACAUCAAUUCCCCAGUAAAUGCUCGAGAAUAAGCAAGCUAUUUCGUUCACCUUUUCGUUUUUGGAAUGAUGCUGUAGGUACAUUUAGGCGACAUGCUGGAAAUUGUAAGGGGGAAAAAUGGGACUACAUGCAUUUACUUCUCCAAUUUUUAAUAAUAUACGAUCUCAAAUGUCAGGUGUAGCUCAACUUAUUGAAAAUAUCUUAGAUACUAACAUAAAACUUGAAAUUGAGCAAAAUAGGAAAAUUCUUAAGCAAAUUGUUGAUACAGUUCUUUUUUGUGGAAGGCUUGGCAUUGGAUUACGAGGUCAUUGUGAUGAUGCUCAAUUUCACCCAGAGUUCGGUUGCUAUUCAGUCAAUGGCAAUGUUUGUAAUUUUGUUGAAUCUUUAAAUUUUAGAGUUAGAGCUGGUGAUCAAACUUUGAAAAAUCAUUUGCUCAAAUGUGGCAAGAAUAAAAGUUAUAUUUCCAAGACCAGUCAAAACAAAAUCAUCAAUUGUAUUGGUCAGGUAAUAUCAGAAGAUAUUAUAAACGAGACAAAAAAAAAUAGAUAUUAUUCUAUCAUUGCAGAUGAAGCUGCUGAUUCUUCUCACAAAGAGCAAUUGUCCCUUGUUCUACGGUUUGUUGACUCUUCAAUGAAUGUUAAAGAAGAGUUCAUGUGUUUCCUGCAUUGCAAAUGGGGGUUGAGUGGUCAACAACUUUCAAAGCUUAUUUUAGAAACUCUAGAGAAAUUUGCCUUACCCAUUAUGGAUUGCAGGGGACAAGGUUAUGAUGGUGCAGGGGCUGUUUCUGGGCAUAUAAAUGGUUUAGCAGCCCACAUUUUAAGAACUAAUCCUAAAGCUCUUUACACUCACUGUUACAGUCAUCGACUAAAUUUGUGUGUCUGUGACACUCUUUCUAACGUUGAAAUUAAUAACAUGUUAUCUGUUGUUUCUCAAGCAGCCAAUUUUAUCAACAUAUCACAGACACGCAACAUACCCUUUGCUGUGCAUGUUAAAAAGUCAGAUGUUCGGACCAAGAAGGCAAAACUGGUAAGUCUUUGUAAAACCAGAUGGGUUGAGCGAGUUGACGGUCUUGACACGUUUCAACAAUUGUUUAUUCCUUUAAUCGACACUCUUCAGGACAUGAUAAACAAUUUAUUACAAGAAAUAUUCUUGAUGCGACUCUUCCAGUCACGCAAUUGUUGCAGGGAAAAACUAUUGAUGUUAUGGAUGGUUUUCAUUUGAUAACCACUUUGAAGAAUGAUGUAGCCAACAUGAGGAAAAGCAUUAAUUUUUAUCAUAACACUUGGUAUGAAGAGGCUUUAAAACUUGCUGAAGAGGUGAACGU
Xenia sp. Carnegie-2017 is the source of this 2538-nucleotide messenger RNA. RefSeq names its product 52 kDa repressor of the inhibitor of the protein kinase-like. The coding region runs from base 1332 to 2435 and encodes 367 amino acids. The record is from RefSeq and is a predicted model, not a curated record. Lineage: Eukaryota; Metazoa; Cnidaria; Anthozoa; Malacalcyonacea; Xeniidae. The transcript has 3 exons.